AUGGGCGACAAACUUCAUGCUUCAUUGGGUAACGCUUCAACAGCCCCGAAUGUUUCCGCGUCUGUAAAAUCAGGCUCAAGAAUUUCAAAAGACACAAACACAUCAAGGACUUCUAAGCCAGCGACGAAGAGAAAGUUUCACACAAAGUCAAGAAAUGGCUGCAAUACCUGCAAGAAACGUCGUGUCAAAUGUGAUGAAAUGAAACCAGUGUGUAACAAGUGUACACAUAUGGGCAUAGAAUGUACUUAUUCAAAUCCCGCCUUGGGAAAACCAUCGGGGUCUCCCCAACCUCAAGAAAGACGCAACAAUCAAAGCACCUCUGUCGAUUUCAAUUUUGGUAAUAAGAACAAUAAUAACGCUGCUCCUGUUGAUAGUUUCGGCAACUCUGGUGCCAGUUCUUCGGUCACUAAUGCAGCGCUCCAGCUACUUAUUGCCAAUGCAACAAAUACAAUGGCUGCCCAAAACAAUCCACUCUCAACUCUAUUUUCUUCUGGUAAGAAUUCAGUUGACUUGGCCUCCAUUUUAGGCUCAUUAAAUGGUAAUAUCUCUGGUGAUAAUCCCUUGUCAAACCUUUUGGGUGGCAGUUCUUCUUCAAAUGGUUUGUCAGCAACUGACUUACUAUUGUUUCAAAAACAGCAACAACAACAAAUGCAACAGGCACUCCUCCUAAACUUGAUAACCGGUAAUAACUUUAAUGGGAAUAACAGCAGUGGCUCUGAUGACAAUAACAAUAAUAAAAACAAUAGCAGCUCGAACUCUCCUCGUCCAAUCAACACAAUUUCGUCUCUUCUUGGCCUUGGUGCAGGUAAUGGUACUGCUACUCUUGCCAGCAAUCCUUUGGUAUCGACCUUACUUAGCCUGAUUUCGAAUCAUUCUUCUGCUUCAUCAGCUGCGUCAUUACUCAAUUUGGCUAAUUCGAAUGAACUUUACCCCGGAUUAAACACUCUAGCUUCUCAAGCAGAGCAACAACAAAGAAACUCGGCGCCAAUUAGUACACCACAGUCACCAAAUAGUCUCACACAUAAUCUUCCAAUUGAUAGUUUAAUCGAUGAUCCUCCAAGUAUGGCCCCAGACUCUCCCAUCAGCUCCUCACCAAACCUGUCUAUUCGCGAACACAUAGAAGGUGACACGGCAUCUACCAGUCUUUCUUCUUCCCCGAAGAAUUCCCUUCUAGUUAACGACUCUUCUAUGAGCCCUACAAUUUCCGGAAGUCUCAAUACAAAAGACCUUAGAUUGAUGUAUCACUACACUACCGUAGUGUGGCCCACAAUUACUGCUGCGGGAAUUUCAGAGGAAAAACUUUGGAGCGAAUACAUUCCUCAAUUGUCAUUUGAGCAUCCAUUUCUCAUGCAUUCUAUCCUUGCGUUUAGUGCUACUCAUUUGUCGAGAACAGAGCAGGGUCUUGAUGAGUGCGUUACGUACCAUCGUGGUGAAUCGCUCAGGUUGCUUCGAGAUGCAGUUUUAGAAAUCUCUCUUGAAAAUACUGACGCUUUAGUUGCUAGCGCUAUCAUUUUGAUUAUGGACUCUUUAGCUAAUGCUUCAUUGCCUUCAUCUCCCUCCCCAAAAUCCUUACCCGCGUCAGCUUGGAUUUAUCAUGUUAAGGGCGCUGCGACCAUAUUGACCGCAGUGUGGCCACUAAACAAGACUUCGAAAUUCCAUAAAUUCAUCUCUGUGGACCUUAGCGAUUUGGGUGAUAUUAUUAAUAGCCCAGAGAAACUUGCAUCAAGUGAUAAGACCUACCUGGAUUUGGAGUGUUUUGACGAAUCUAUCGGUGAUCUUUAUCCAGUGGAAUAUACCUCGCCAUAUCUUAUAACACUUGCGUAUCUUAACAAACUACACAACGAACGUUACAAAUCAGAUUUCAUUCUCCGAAUUUUUGCAUUUCCAGCUCUUUUGGAUAAAACAUUUCUUGCCCUCCUUAUGACUGGUGAUAUUGCAGCAAUGCGAAUUAUGAGAGUUUAUUACUCAAUGUUGAGAGAAUUCACUAAUGAGAUGCGUGAUAAAGUAUGGUUUCUUGAAGGCGUUUGUAAAGUGCUACCUGCAGAUGUGGACGAAUACUCCGGUGGUGGUGGUAUGCAUAUGAUGUUGGACUUCUUGGGGGGUGGUUUGCCAAGCUUAACUACUGUUAAUUUGUCAAAUGAAUUCACCUCUAACUUGGACUUUAUGGGUAAUUAA
Messenger RNA from Saccharomycopsis crataegensis, 2175 nucleotides. Its product is annotated as Zn(II)2Cys6 transcription factor. The transcript has a single exon. The coding region runs from base 1 to 2175 and encodes 724 amino acids. Gene Ontology annotation, molecular function: zinc ion binding; DNA-binding transcription activator activity, RNA polymerase II-specific. NCBI's taxonomy places the organism in Eukaryota, Fungi, Ascomycota, Saccharomycetes, Ascoideales, Saccharomycopsidaceae. Gene Ontology annotation, biological process: regulation of transcription by RNA polymerase II. The record is from RefSeq and is a predicted model, not a curated record.